Vicia faba (fava bean) is the source of this 447-nucleotide messenger RNA. The record is from the annotation of a GenBank genome assembly. Lineage: Eukaryota; Viridiplantae; Streptophyta; Magnoliopsida; Fabales; Fabaceae.
AUGGCUUCCAAGCGGAUCCCGAAGGAACUCAAGGACCUUCAGAAAGAUCCUCCAACCUCAUGCAGUGCUGGUCCUGUAGCAGAAGAUAUGUUUCAUUGGCAAGCAACUAUAAUGGGUCCCCCUGAUAGCCCUUAUGCUGGAGGUGUUUUUCUGGUUACCAUUCAUUUUCCUCCUGAUUAUCCAUUCACACCACCCAAGGUUGCAUUUAGGACUAAAGUUUUCCACCCAAAUAUCAACAGCAAUGGUAGUAUUUGUCUGGAUAUCUUAAAGGAGCAGUGGAGCCCCGCUUUGACAAUAUCUAAGGUGUUGCUAUCCAUUUGUUCGCUAUUGACGGAUCCAAACCCAGACGAUCCCUUGGUGCCUGAAAUAGCUCACAUGUACAAGACAGACAGGUCCAAGUACGAGACGACUGCUCGGAGCUGGACUCAGAAGUACGCAAUGGGCUAG